Molecule: messenger RNA, 1118 nt
Organism: Cimex lectularius (bed bug)
Lineage: Eukaryota; Metazoa; Arthropoda; Insecta; Hemiptera; Cimicidae
Gene: ringer
Product: TPPP family protein CG45057
Exons: 5
Coding region: 223-1089 (288 amino acids)
Biological process (GO): microtubule bundle formation; positive regulation of protein polymerization; microtubule polymerization
Cellular component (GO): microtubule
Molecular function (GO): tubulin binding
Source: RefSeq, a predicted model, not a curated record
AACAACAAAAAACACAUUUCUCCAACACCUGUCUAUUUGUGUGUGUUACACAAUUAAAAUAUAAAAAAACCUUUUUCCUUAAAAAUUCAACUAACAAAAUUUUCCGUGUAAGCAAAGCCAAAAAAACCGAUCAAAAGGGCGGGAGGGAAAGUGUCAAAAAAUUGCACUGUUUUGCAGAAAAGCCAAGUUGGAGAACACAGGAGGAACUACUGACGUCCCGUCAUGGCUAGGCGUUUCAUAAAGACAUCCGGAGAAGGCGAUUGCCCGCCUGCGAUAUACGCCGAGACUUUCAAACUAUUUUCAAAAUUCGGCGAUACAAAGUCAGACGGCAAGCACAUCACACUGUCACAGAGCGACAAAUGGAUGAAGCAGGCCAAAGUCAUCGACGGUAAGACGAUUACGUCCACUGACACUGGGAUAUACUUCAAGAAGCUCAAACAGCAUAAGGUGACAUUUGCGGAUUACAACAAAUUCCUCGAGGAUCUGGCGAAAGCGAAGAAGGUGGACGUUGAAGAGAUCAAGCGAAAGCUGAGCAACUGCGGGCCACCUGGCUUGUCGUCGAAUGUCGUUUUAAAGAAACCGAAGCAUAAGGUAGAACCGAGCACGAUAGAAAUCUUAGUACCAUGGUCGUACUACUCACAUGGCAACGUUACGCCACAGUACAUGGAAAAUAGCACUAGUGUUGAAGACAUAUCGAAUCUUACAUAUAGAGAUGUCGAGGACGAGGAAAGCCCUCGGCCAACUCUGUCCGAAGCGUGCAUGCAAUUCCCUGAAACUAGGCCGACCAUCGAUAACGAAGAGGUACUCCCUCAGGAGCUGCUUAGGAUGCUGCACCAGCAGACAGAGGAUGAGCAGAUAUUCGGUGAUUACGUUGCGUCCGAAAUGCGCCAGCUCAAGGCGCCGGCGAACAAACGCAAGCUCAAGAGGCUUAUAAACCAAGCUAUUAUACAAAUGUCCGACCUGGAUGCUUCAGAGUACGAAUCGUACUCUUAUGCCGACUCAUCCAACUCUGCUUCAACAAGCAGCGGGUUCGGGGCAAGAGAUAUUAAUAUAAUAAAGCACCUCUAUGAGUCUGAUCCUGUUUAUUAAGAAAAUAAAAAUUGAUUUGUUUUCCACAA